Encephalitozoon romaleae SJ-2008 is the source of this 348-nucleotide messenger RNA. RefSeq lists its product as hypothetical. Bases 1 to 348 code for a protein of 115 amino acids. The transcript has a single exon. Lineage: Eukaryota; Fungi; Microsporidia; Unikaryonidae. The record is from RefSeq and is a predicted model, not a curated record.
AUGGACUAUGAUCUUCCAUUCCUAUGUCCGAUACUCUCUCCUAGAUACUGCUUAGCAUCUACCCUGUGUCCAUGCUACUUAUCCUCGAUAAUAUAUGCAAGAAUAUUCAAGAACAAAAGAUUCUCCAUGUUCGGGUUCUUUCUAGUUCCAUUCAGUGUGUAUGGAAUACGAAGAUAUGUUCAGGACAAGCUUCAAUACAAGGAGAGCUUUGAGACAAGUGCGAUAAAGAGUCUUUGCUGCUGCAAUAGCUUAGCACAGGACCUCCAUGAGAUGAAGAUAAGAAGGAUUGGUGUUUACAAGUUUCUUUCCGAGCCGAUUCCAUGUGAGGACAGCGACCCAACCUUUUGA